This is a messenger RNA of Vicia villosa (hairy vetch), 1092 nucleotides long. RefSeq names its product zinc finger BED domain-containing protein RICESLEEPER 2-like. Lineage: Eukaryota; Viridiplantae; Streptophyta; Magnoliopsida; Fabales; Fabaceae. The record is from RefSeq and is a predicted model, not a curated record. Gene Ontology annotation, molecular function: DNA binding. The transcript has a single exon. The coding region runs from base 1 to 1092 and encodes 363 amino acids.
AUGGUGUUAACUGGCCAUUUCAUUGAUGCUGACUGGGUUUUGCAGAAAUGCAUUCUUACUUUUGUUCAUGUUCCUCCUCCUCGGCGUGGUGUUGAUAUUACUGAUGCAAUCUUCAAAUGUCUUAAAGAUUGGGGCAUUGAAAAUAAAAUAUUUAGUGUGUCAGUGGAUAAUGCACUCUACAAUGAUAUAUGUUUGAAAGAGUUAAAAGUUUUGAUUUUAAGGCACCGAAAGUUAGUGUCAAAUGGAAAUUUAUUUCAUGUGCGUUGUUGUGCACAUAUACUAAACUUGCUUGUUCAAGAUGGUAUUGGGAAAAUAGGAAAAAUAGUUGAAAACGUGCGUGAAAGUGUGAAGUUCAUCAAUCAGUCUGAAGCAAGGUUGCAAACAUUCUCACAAAUAGUUCAACAACUAAAGCUUAGUGGUAAAAAAUUAAUUCUUGAUUGCCCUACUCGUUGGAACUCCACUUAUCAAAUGUUGUCAGUUGCCAUGCAGUUCAAAGAAGUCUUCCCUCGUUUUCAAGAUCGAGAACCAAGCUAUACAACUCUUACAGAUGAUGAUGAUUGGGAAAAGGUUGAAAAAGUUUCCAAGUUGCUAGAGGUAUUUAAUGUUGUUACAAAUAUUAUUUCUGGUAGUGAAUAUCCAAUUGCUAACUUAUAUCUUGCUGAGGUGUUUCGAAUCAAGCUAGUUUUAGAUCAAGCUAUCGAUGAUGAAUCUGAUUUUAUGAAAGAAAUGGCAAAAGCGUUGAAGGAAAAAUUUGACAAAUAUUGGAGUCAAUGUAAUCUUGUAAUGUCCCUUGCUUCUGUUUUGGACCCUAGGAUCAAAAUGAUGGGUGUUAACAUGUGUUUUCCCUUAAUUUAUCCGAAAGAUGAAGCUAGAAAAAAUAUAGAAAAUGUGCAUAUUGCUCUUGAUGAUAUGUAUAAAGAGUAUGUUGAUCUACCUAGUGAGCACAGUGAAGAAGGAUCUGGUAGAACUCUUGUUGAUCAAAAUGGGCUUAUUUUGGAGCCACAAAAAUCCUCAGGGUGGUCAUUGUUAAUGAAUUAUGUUGAAGAGCAACAAGCAAUUCCUGCUGUAAAAUCUGAAACGAAGAGUACUUGA